AUGAGCACUUCAAACCGUCCUACGUACUUCUGCACCCGCCCUACCGGCACCCUGACUCCACUCAUUGCGAUGGACGAUCUGCCCGAUCAUGUCCAUAUUCAUGGCGUCCCGCGCACUAUAACUGUUGCGGAGACCCAUGGCAUGACCAGUUGCGGCAUUUCGAUGGCUCGCAAUGAGGCCUGGGUUAUUGAAGACCUCAAUAUCCUUGCGAAUCGCACCUACAUUACCUCGGAAUCCCUUAUUGAGCUGCAGCGUCUGCUCAACAUUAUGAUCACUGACCCAAAUACCACCCCGAACCUGCGUGCUGCUGCCCAGAGCUUCAUUUACCGUGGCAUUGAUCCAACCAUCCCCAUCGAAGGCAUUCCCAAUGCCAACAACAUGGCUGUGGCUCUGUCCAACGCUCCCGCUGUUCAGUCCACCGAUGCAAAUGGUGGAACUGGUGGCGGCAGUGCCACUGGUAGCGGCAGUGGAAAUGGCAAGCACCACAACAGCAAGAAGGAGUACUGCUCGUACUGGAUCCGCCACGGCGAGUGCGACUACCAGCAACAGGGUUGCCUCUACAAGCAUGAGAUGCCCACCGACCUGGCCAUGCUGGAGCGUCUGGGCCUUCGUGACAUCCCACGUUGGUAUCGCGAGAAGUUCAAUGUCCACAGCCUCCUGGGCCAGGGUGGCCCUCGUGCUCCGAGCCUGACCAACGAGCAGCAGAGCAACGUCAAGGCGAUCGAGUACAACCAGCAGAACGCCCCUCAGAGCCCGCCUCAAACCACCUCGCAGGUUAUCACUGGGGAUAUCGUCGCCCGAGCCAUUACGAGCGUUCGGAAAAUCACCAAUCCCCAGCCUGCUCCGGGCGCUGGAAUGAUGCAGGUUUCCACUGCUCCUCCAAUUGCUCCAUUUAAUUCCAACCAGCACCAUGCGCCCCUCUAUGUCCAUACUGGACAGCGUGCUGUGAGUGGACCUGCUUUCGCCAACAUCUCGGCUGCCGGUCCUCCCCAAACCUAUUCUGAUGGCUCCUAUCCUAACGUUGACCACUUGACCAAAUUUGAUCUGCUGACAGAUCUUGAUGAGGAGGGGCAUCCUACUUACGACCAUGGCCCUGCUCACAGCAACUAUGGAGGUUAUCCUGGUGGCGCUACUGCGUCGAACACCCGUUUCUUUAACAAUGACGAUAGAGACACAGAACACUACACCCCCACUGUCUCCCAGCCCAAACAUUGGGAGAAGCGCAACUGGCGCGGCAGGGCGCGUCGUCUGUGGGACAACGAGACGAACUCUUCCAACGGUGGUGUGCAGAUCAAGGAUAAUCGUCUCGUCGACCCAUUCCGAUCCCGUCCCUACUACUACCGCCACCGCAAGGUCGGCACUCCCACUGAUGGCGCUCAGUCCGUUGGCUCUCCCGAGCCUCCGGAGCAUCUCAAUUCCCCCAUCAGCGAGCUAGUUGCCGAUAGCGAGCCUCUUGACCAGAAUGAGGUGCUACACCACUGGGGUCUGAUCGGUUCCCGUCGCCAGCAUUCGAAGCGCGAUAGCAAUGCCACGAUAAAGCCUGGUUCUUCGGACUUCUGUCUCAUGGAUGGUUCUUCCACCAACUCCAAGUAG
Molecule: messenger RNA, 1593 nt
Organism: Penicillium lagena
Lineage: Eukaryota; Fungi; Ascomycota; Eurotiomycetes; Eurotiales; Aspergillaceae
Exons: 4
Coding region: 1-1593 (530 amino acids)
Molecular function (GO): metal ion binding
Source: RefSeq, a predicted model, not a curated record